AUGCAUCUAUUAUUCCUAGCUGCAUGUCUGCAAACAGCAGCAGCAUUGAAUAUAUUUCCAUAUCAAAAUGCUUCACUCCCCCCCAAACAGCGCGCAGAUGAUCUUCUCUCUCGCAUGACAUGGCAAGAAAAGAUCGGCCAGACUGGAGGAAACAGACGAUUACUAUCGGAUAAUCUCUUCUUCAACAAGACUCUUUACGAUAUUCUAUAUCCACUGGAAAAUGGCAACAUUGGAUAUGGAUCACAAGCAAAUACUGCUCAGGAUGCCAUUCCUAUCGUCAAUAGGAUUCGUACCUCUGAAUACAACAACUCUCGACUUCAUAUCCCCUACAUCACCGUGACUGACUCAGUUAAUGGCAUCUAUCUCCGUGGUGGUACUCUCUUCCCCAGUACGCUGGCAGUGGGCUCAUCGUGGAAUAUUCCACUCUAUCAAAAGGUCGUCGCAGCCAUCCGAGACGAGAACAUGGUCAUCGGAACACACUGGGUUUUAUCACCGGAGCUAGAUCUCGCCCAAGAUCCUCGCAAUGGUCGACUGGGAGAAAUGUAUGGCGAGGAUGCUUAUCUCGUCGGUGAAUUUGGCAGUCAAUAUGUUCGAACAAUGCAGGAAAAGGACGAGGAUGGAUUCGUCAAGGUGGCCACGACUGUUAAACACUUUGUCUACGGAGCGUCAAAAGGGGGAGUCAACACGGCCAGCAUGCAUGGGGGAUUGAAUUACAUCUUCAAUGAGGUCGGAUUACCAUUCAUCAAGGUCAUCCAAGAAGCGAAGCCGCUGUCUCUGAUGGCAUCGUAUGCCAGUGUGGAUUGUGUGCCCGUGGCUGCCAAUGAGUAUCUGCUGCAGGAUAUACUCCGCAACACCAUUGGCUUCGAUGGACUCAUCAUGUCCGAUGCCGGUGAAGUCCUCCAUCUGUAUACUCAGUCCAAGGUUGCCGGUUCAGAGAAGAGAGCUGCUCUGUGGGCUCUACAGGCUGGGCUGGCGAUUGAACUGUCGCCAGGGAAGCGAGGAACAUUCCCAACAUUGAUCGAGAGUGUCAACAACACCAAGAUUGCCUCCUUGGUAGACAAGGCAGCUCAUCAAGUCUUGGAGAUCAAGUUUGCAACUGGCCAGUUCGAACGCCCUCUUCCAUCCAUGGCCAAGUUGAAUGCGACGUUGCGAUUGGAAAGUCAUCUGGAGGUCAACAGGAAUAUCUCCCGCGAAGCCAUUGUCCUGCUGCAGAAUGAUGGAACUCUUCCUCUGCCCAGAAAUACCACGAAUAUCGCUCUUUUAGGCCCCUUUGCCGAUAUCAUCAAUGCAGGCUCAUAUGCAUCCUUUAAUUCAACCGAUCGCUCUCUGGGCCACUCCUUCAAACAAAGUCUGCAAAACGAGUUUGGAGCCGACCGGGUGCAAUAUAUCCCAGCCGUGGAUUUCAUCGACACGAGCAAUCGGUCAGGUAUCGCAGGCGCUGUGGCAGCUGCAAAAGAAGCCGGGCUGGCAGUUUUGAUGCUCGGAUCACUCUCUGUUGAUACAGAUGAUCCUCUUUUCUCGAAGCGAACAGACGGCGAGUUCUUCACGCAUGCCGAUCUGGGCUUCCCUGGGUUGCAGCAAGACCUCAUCGACGCUGUCUUGGAUACUGGAGUCCCGACUAUCUUGAUUCUAUCCGGAGGCCAACCAUUCGUGUUGAACAAUUCUACCCUUCGAGCGAAUGCUAUCAUCCAUUCCUUCCUCGGUGGAGAAUUCACCGGCGAUGCUUUGGUCGAAAUUAUCAAAGGGACUGUCAAUCCAAGUGGGAAGCUGACCAUCAGCAUGCCGCAACACUCAGCUGCUAUUCCCAUCAACUACAACUACCUCCCAUCCGACAAUGAAGGGGGCAUGGGAUCGAUGACUGGUGUUCAGUCUCCAGCGUGGCAAUUCCCCCUCUUAACUCGUGAUGUCCCCAUGCCAUUUGGAUAUGGACUGAGCUAUACGACAUUCAACAUUUCCAAACCAAUCAUCAAGGUGCAAGGGCAAAAUGUGACGGUGGCAGUGUCCGUGACCAACGCGGGAAAAGUGAGGGGAUCCGAAGUGGUGCAGGUCUACUUCCGGGAAAAGCAUACAAAGCGACCAGUCGAAACACCGGUCAAGAGGCUAGUAAGAUUUGCGAAGGUGGAGAUAGAAGCUGGACAUGUGGAAAGAGUGACUUUCACAAUUCCCAUCAAGGAACUGGGAUAUUAUUUCAACACCAAGUGGGGAGUCGACGGGGGAUUGUAUACAUUCUGGGUGGGCUCGAGUUCGAAAGACCAGGAUUUGCAGAGUGUGGAGAUGGAAAUUGAGGUCUAAUCAUGGCGUGAUUAUCAUGGUACAGAAUGCAAUUCUUGUUUGACGUAUGUUCAUGGCUGAAUGAAUUAUUUCUGUCAUUGUGUCUCUGCAUAUCAUUUCCCGAUUAGGAAAUCCACCGACAUCCGGAUGGACGCCGACAUCCGUAGAUUGUUGCGCCAUCGCCAUCACAUUUUGUUGGAUAUGGAUUGAAUAUAAAUCAUAGAAGUCGAAUACCAUCCUCC
Molecule: messenger RNA, 2513 nt
Organism: Aspergillus wentii DTO 134E9
Lineage: Eukaryota; Fungi; Ascomycota; Eurotiomycetes; Eurotiales; Aspergillaceae
Exons: 2
Coding region: 1-2292 (763 amino acids)
Biological process (GO): carbohydrate metabolic process
Molecular function (GO): hydrolase activity, hydrolyzing O-glycosyl compounds
Source: RefSeq, a predicted model, not a curated record